This is a messenger RNA of Aspergillus saccharolyticus JOP 1030-1, 1479 nucleotides long. RefSeq names its product MDR family MFS transporter. Gene Ontology annotation, molecular function: transmembrane transporter activity. Gene Ontology annotation, biological process: transmembrane transport. Lineage: Eukaryota; Fungi; Ascomycota; Eurotiomycetes; Eurotiales; Aspergillaceae. The record is from RefSeq and is a predicted model, not a curated record. The transcript is spliced from 4 exons. The annotation marks the transcript as partial.
UAUAAAUUGGCUGUCAUCAUAGUCGGACUCUGUUGUUGUGUGUUGUGUAUCUCGCUGGACAACACGAUAGUUGCAACCGCCAUUCCGACAAUUGCCAAACACUUUCACACAUUCAAUGAUGCGGGUUGGUACGCGAGUGCUUACCUCCUCACCACCAGCGCGGUGACUCUGGUCUACGGCCGGCUGUAUACCUUCUUCCCUAUCAAGUGGGUCUAUCUGGGAGCGCUGUUUCUCUUCGAACUCGGAUCUCUCGUCUCGGGGGUCGCCCCAUCCUCUCCCUGUCUUAUCGUUGGGCGAGCUGUCUCUGGACUUGGAGGUGGCGGCCUCUUCUCUGGCUCACUCAUCAUUAUCUCUCGAUGCGUCCCGCUGCGCCGGCGCCCGAUCUUCUCGGGGCUCAUCAUGGGAAUGUACGGCAUUGGGAGUGUCAUCGCGCCUCCUCUCGGCGGAGCAUUCACCGACCACCUCACCUGGCGAUGGUGUUUCUAUAUCAAUCUCCCCCUCGGCGCCGUCACUGCGCUGGCAAUGUUCUUCACGUUUCUGGGUGGGGAACCCGUAGUCGAGGCAAGCUGGCAACAGAAGCUGCGGGGGCUGGAUCCGCCAGGCAUGCUCACUUUUCUGCCCGCCAUCGUCUGUCUCCUGUUAGCCCUACAAUGGGGGGGCACGACGUACCCCUGGGCAAACGGCCGCAUUAUCGCCUUAUUCGUCAUCUUCGGCGUCCUCCUGCUGUGCUUCAUCGCCCUUCAAGUCCGCGCAGGCGACCAGGCAAUGCUACCGCCUCGACUACUCCGCAGCCGCAACAUCUGGGGCUCCGCACUCUUUAGCUUCUGCCUCAACAGCGCCAUCUUCAUCUUCGUCUACUACCUCCCGAUCUGGUUCCAAUCCAUCAAGGGCGCAUCCGCCACCACAUCCGGAACCAUGAACCUCCCACUCACCCUCACCAACGCCAUCCUGGCCCUCCUCUCCGGCCUUCUCGUGACCGCCGUCCGCUACUACACCCCACUGAUGCUUCUCAGCGCGAUCCUGGCCUGCAUCAGCGCGGGCCUUCUGACGACCCUGCACCCAGACUCCCCCGCGUCCGCCUGGGCCGGCUACGAGGUCUUCUUCGGCCUAGCAGCCGGGCUGGGCAUCCAGCUGCCCGUCUUCGUCGCGCAGACCACCCUCGCGGACCACGAGGUUCCUACCGCCACGGCGCUGAUGGCCUUCGUGCAGGUGCUGGGGGCCGCGGUGUUUGUGUUUGUGGGCCAGAAUGUGUUUCAGAAUCAGCUCGUGCAGGGGCUGGUACGGGAUGCGGCGGCGGGGCUGGAUGUCCAGGCGGUUCUGGCGGCGGGGCCGGCGGGGUUGCGGGAGGGUGGCUACUCCGGGGACACGAUGGCGAUGCUGCUCGCGGUGUAUAAUGAUGCAGUGGUGAGGACGUUCUAUGUGGCGGUUGGGUUGGCGGUGGUCUCGGUGCUGGGGGCGGCGCUGGUUGAGUGGAGGCCU